AUGAGGAUCAGGAAGAAGCAAAAGGAGCAAAAGGAUGUUGUUGCAGAGGUUUUUGAUGCUGGUCAAGAUUUGGAGUCUGUGAUUCAUGAGCACGCUAAUUUUUUCGACAAAUUGAUUGAGCUCAUUCCGGCUAAGUUUUAUCUGCCAACUGAUGCUGAUGAGAAGCCAUGGUUUCAGGGUCUCAACAAGAAAAAGAAAGCGCAGGCAAAGAAAAAAACUAAAGAAAAUAUUAAGAAGUCUCGGAGGCAACGUUUGGAUCCUGAUAAGCCUUCUGCGAGCACGCUUGAACUUCUAAAGCAAAGUUUGGGAAAAGAAAAGGUAAAGGAUAGUAAUGAAGAUAAGGACGUGGUUAAGUCUUCUGUGUCGGGGCUGGAAGGAGAUGAUCGGUCUGUGACAUAUGAGGAGCUUCGCCAAAGGCUUCAUCGCAAGCUUGAAGGGUUUCAGUCAAAUCGUAACUGUGCAGAUCCGGAAAAGGCUGCCAAGAAGAGGGAAGAGAGGGAUGCUAGGAGAGGAUAUCAUUAUGAUGGUAAGAAGCGUAAGAGGGAUGAUGAGACUGAGAAAAGUAAGCCUGUAAUUGAUGAGACUGAAGAGAAGGUGAAGAAGGAUGCUGCAGAGGCUUCAAAGGAGCUUGUGUUUGGCAAGGUUAAACUUCAGGAUGAUGAAAUGCUGGCGGCGAAGAAGAGAAAAGUUUCAAAGCACAAGGAACUUGAAAGGGCUAAGAAGUUGGAGGAAGUGAAGAAGAAUGAUCCUGAGAAGGGUGAAGUGAUUGCUAAAAAGGAAUCAUGGAAAGCAGCAAUGAAUAGAGCUUCAGGAAUUAAGGUCCACGAUGAUCCCAAGCUGAUAAAAAAGAGCAUACAGAAGGGGAAGAAGAAACACGAGAAAAAUGCAGAGAAAUGGGAAGAAAGAGUUCAAUCAAGGGAUCAGUUGAAGGCAGAGAAGCAACAGAAAAGGUCAGCUAAUAUAGCUGAGAGGAUUAAUGAUAAGAAAAAGAGGAAGAUUGCUAAGAGAGAGAAAAAGCUAUUACGGCCUGGCUUUGAAGGUCGCAGGGAAGGUUUUAUUAAUGAUGCUUCCGGCUAA
Lathyrus sativus (Indian pea) is the source of this 1077-nucleotide messenger RNA. The record is from the annotation of a GenBank genome assembly. Lineage: Eukaryota; Viridiplantae; Streptophyta; Magnoliopsida; Fabales; Fabaceae.